This is a messenger RNA of Spirometra erinaceieuropaei, 716 nucleotides long. The record is from the annotation of a GenBank genome assembly. Lineage: Eukaryota; Metazoa; Platyhelminthes; Cestoda; Diphyllobothriidea; Diphyllobothriidae.
AUGGCCACCUGGAGGCAUCCCCGGUCGCGUCAGUGCCAUCUGUUGGACUAUGUCCUCGUCCGCGGGCGAGAUCAGCGGGACGUGCUGAGGACAAAGGCGAUCGCGGGCGCUGGAGGGUGGACUGAUCAUCGCCUAGUCAUCUCCAAGAUGCGGAUUCGCCAAGGACCUCGAGGUAAGCGAUCCCCAGCUAAGUUGAAUACUGCCUUGUUGUCUUUGCCUGCUCACCAUCUCCGCUUCAGCAGCGAGUUAGCUCAACGGCUAGACAACCUUCCAGUCGCCGCCGUCGCCGACGCCAUGGAAGAGGACGUCUUCGUUGAGAUCAGUGGUGUCAGCUGCGGGACACAUUCCAGUCAACGGCCCUGGCUGUCCUCGCUCACGCACGUCGCCAACAUCAUGACUGGUUUGAUGUCAGCAAUGGCGCCGCCACCAGCAACCUGCUCGCCGAGAAGAACCGCCUGCACAAAGUCCACGUCAUCCGCCCCACCGACGACAAAAAGGCAACCUUCUACUGUAGUCGUCGCGUUGUGCAAGAGCGGCUGCGGGAGACGCAGGACGCUUGGACGGCUCGCAAGACCGGAGAGAUCCAAUGCUACGUGGAUCGCAACGAAUGGAACAAUUUGUUCUCCGCGAUCAAGGCUGUCUACGGUGCGCCAGCCAAAGGUACUGUUUCUCUUCUCAGCGCCGACGGAAGUACCCUACUCACCAAGAAGACAUAA